CUAUUGAUGGACCUGUCAGCUAUCCAGUAACAUCUGCAAAUUCUGGAAGGGAAAGCCUAACCUGGGAUAUCCAGAAGACAGCAGUGAAUGAGAUGCUUGUAGAAGAUUGUGGUCACAAGGAGAUGAUUCCUCAUGAAGUCUCUGGAUCCACACAAGAAAUCAAAUGUGAUUUUCCACUUGGCAGACUGAAAUCGGAGCCAGCCAGGCAGUGAAGCCACAGAGGAUAAGGGCAGGGGGCCGGUGAAAAAUGAAAUCCAACCAGGAGAGAAGCAAUGAAUGCCUGCCCCCCAAGAAGCGGGAAAUCCCUGCCACCAGCCUGCCUUCUGAGGUGAAGCCGUUAUUUCUGGCCAGUGAAAAUCACCGCGCCGAUAAUAUAACAUGGCUCUCGAGUACAACCAGCAGCCACAGCAGUGGGCGGAAUCGGUCUGGAGGUACUUCAGUGGAGGCUGGUUCACAACAAGGAGUAGGUUUACACAAGUCACUUUCUACAGGAAUGGAUUAUUCCCCACCUAGCGCUCCUAGGUCUGUUCCAGCCUCCGCCACACUUUCCACAGUGUACCCCUCUGCACUUUCACAGGCAGGAACACCUGUUUCGCCGGUGCAGUACACACACUUGCAGCAUGCUUUCCAGUUUGUUGGGCCUCAGUAUAGUGGACCAUAUGCCGGAUUCAUCCCUUCCCCACUAAUUUCCCCAACAGCUAAUUCUGCAACCACCACAGCAGCCUCUGCCACUGCUGUUGCAACCACUCCAUCCCAGCGGUCCCAGCUGGAGGCAUAUACUUCUUUGCUGGCCACCAUGAGCAAUCUUAGCCAACAAAGCCAGAAAGUUGAGCCGCAUUUAGUCAGGACACCUGGAUUGAUCACGGCAGGAUCUCCACCACCUAUUCAGCAAAACCAGUAUGUCCAUAUUUCCAGCUCCCAGAGUGCUGUUAGAAACGUCUCUCCUCCAGCCAUCCCAGUCCAUUUGCAUCCUCACCAGACAGUGAUCCCUCAUGCCUUUGCCCUCGGCCCUUCCUCCCAGGUGGUAGUGCAAUAUGCAGAUUCUGGCGGCCAUUUUGUGACUCGGGAGCCCACUAAGAAAUCUGAGAGCGGACGGUUGCAGGCUAUGCAAGCAAAGGAAAUACUGAACGGGGAAGUAGACAAGAACAGGCGAUACGGCAUCUCGCCCUCUUCUGAAGUCAAUCUUCUCAAAUCAGGCAAUAAACCACCUCCUCAUCAUUAUGAGGCCAGACAUGUGGUAGUCCACUCUGGUCCUACUGAUUAUAUUGCACGUGAUUCCUCGGCUGUCCGGCCCUCUGUUAUGGUUGUCCCCAACAGCAGUACGCCUACUGCAGACAUGGAGGUUCAGCAGUCCGCCAACAGAGAAACACCUCCUUCAGCCAUCAACGAAAAGGGUAGUUUGCAUUUAGGAAAGACAGGCCACCGAUCCUAUGCUUUAUCUCCACAGCAGACUAUUGGUCAUGAAGGGGUGAAGGCAGUUGCCACUUUAUCCCCUCACACUGUCAUUCAGACCACCCAUAGUGCUUCAGAGCAGCUGCCCGUUGGGUUGCCAGCUACAGCCUUUUACACUGGGACUCAACCACCAGUGAUUAGCUAUCUGAGCAGUCAACAGCAAGCCUUUGGCUAUCCUGGAAGUCUACCACAACAUCUGGUGAUCCCUGGUACCCAACCUCUCUUAAUACCGGUAGGGAGUGCAGAUAUCGACUCCUCGGGGAUGCCACCUGCUAUAGCCACUUCGUCUCCCCAGCUAGCAGCCGUGCCUCAUACGUUUGUCACAACCGCCAUUCCAAAAAGUGAGAAUUUCAAUGCUGAGUCCCUAGUAAACCAGACGGCUUAUCAGGCAGCUGUGGUCCAGGCCCAGAUCCAUCUCCCCCUGGUCCAGCCAGUCCCACCUUCCGCAACAGCUCCUGCUAUAUUGCCUCCUUAUUUUAUGAAAGGCUCUAUAAUUCAGUUGGCGAAUGGAGAGCUGAAGAAAGUGGAAGACUUAAAAACAGAAGACUUUAUACAGAGUGCGGAAAUUAGCAGUGACCUGAAAAUAGACUCCAGCACCGUGGAAAGAAUUGACGACAGCCAUAAUCCAGGCAUUGCUAUGAUACAGUUUGCAGUUGGAGAGCACCGAGCACAGGUCAGUGUUGAAGUUUUGGUAGAAUAUCCCUUUUUUGUAUUUGGACAAGGCUGGUCAUCUUGCUGCCCUGAGAGAACAAGCCAGCUCUUUGAUUUGCCGUGUUCCAAACUCUCUGUUGGUGAUGUCUGCAUAUCACUUACACUCAAGAAUCUGAAGAACGGCUCCGUUAAAAAGGGCCAGUCCAUGGACUCAGCUAGCAUCUUGUUGAAGCACUCUAAAAAUGACAGUCUAGUUGGCAGUAGACAUAGGUAUGUGGAGCAGGAAAAUGGGAUUGAUCAAGGAGGGGUCAAGAUGACGUCUGAAAAUGGUGAACUGAAGUUUCCAAACAAAAUAGGAUUACCUGCAGCAUCUCUACUCACCAAAUCAGAAUCCAGCAAGCCCACAGCAACUCGGAAGCGGAGGUGGUCAGCCCCUGAAACACGGAAACUGGAGAAGUCUGAAGAGGAGCCACCGUUGACUCUUCCCAAGCCUUCUUUUAUUCCUCAGGAGGUUAAGAUUUGCAUUGAAGGGCGAUCCAAUGUAGGCAAGUGAAGUCUAUUAGGGAAAGGAAAUUAGAAUAUCCCUUGUCAUUUUUAUCCAGAUUACUGUACUGUAGGCUAAAUAACCGAGUAUUUACAUGUUAUCAUCUUAUUUUAGGUUAUGUUUAUAACGUUAUAGUUGCAGUUGGUAUUAUGCAGGAGACAGGUGCAUACUUCCCCCACCUAGGUGUUCAUUGGUGAUUAUUUUUUUUCUCAAGAGCUACAAAAAAAGGGCAGUAUCUGCUUGACACAUGAACACACACCCUUUGUGGAAGCAAAUGUUGACAUGGCACCUGUUUUCCAACACUUCAAACAGAAUAUUAGCCUGGCAAGAGAACUCUAGGAAAGACAAACACUAUUGCCUGAUUCAAGAGUAGAAUUGAGAGUUCCACAACAAUGUGAUUCGGUGGUUCUCUCAAGAAAUUUCUGAUGAAGUGUAGACCAGGGGCAAUAAUGGAGAACCGAGCACUCUUUGAGACUUUGCACAAUAAAGUGAUUUUUCCUUUUAAUUUUCUGAUUUUUUUUUUGUUUUGUAUUUUCCAUUCCCACGAUCCA
Thamnophis sirtalis is the source of this 3198-nucleotide messenger RNA. The record is from RefSeq and is a predicted model, not a curated record. NCBI's taxonomy places the organism in Eukaryota, Metazoa, Chordata, Lepidosauria, Squamata, Natricidae.